Asterias rubens (European starfish) is the source of this 5081-nucleotide messenger RNA. Its product is annotated as histone-lysine N-methyltransferase EHMT2-like. The coding region runs from base 3 to 4637 and encodes 1544 amino acids. The transcript is spliced from 24 exons. NCBI's taxonomy places the organism in Eukaryota, Metazoa, Echinodermata, Asteroidea, Forcipulatida, Asteriidae. The record is from RefSeq and is a predicted model, not a curated record. Gene Ontology annotation, molecular function: p53 binding; histone methyltransferase activity; zinc ion binding. Gene Ontology annotation, cellular component: nucleus.
CAAUGGCGGCGGAUUGGAAGGUUUAUAAAACUAGAUCGUCUGGAAGGCAGCCUUCGAGGCAAAUGAUGGAAGACUUUAGCAGUGGAGGCCCUUCGGCAAGAACCAACAACAGGACGCCAAGGCUGCUAGAAACUGAUGGAGAUAAAGGUAUUAACACCAAGAAAAGAUCAGCAAAAGAAGAGAUACUCUUACAGCAAAAUGAGACCCAAAAGAAAGGAAUGAAAGACACUGGGAUACAAGUUUAUAAGGCAGGCGCAAGAAAGACUGCCUCGACCCCUACCGUAAACACAAGCAUUGUCAAGGCCAAGGUGAAAGUAACUGCUCGUAAAUCUUUACCUCAUGCUUUGCUUCCCAAAAAAUCGCCCCCAACUACUGCAGAGAAAAACAGUCGAAGUUCCAGUAGAAGAAACAUUCUACCGAUUAGAUUUGAAUUUCAAAAAGCAAACUCGCAAAACCGUCGUAUUUUGGUUCGAAACAAUCCUGCUGCACAAAACGAAACAGGUAAUAUUGCUUCACCUGCCCCACCUCAGCCUCAAAGUGAGUUACCCAAAAACACUGACGACGGUCAACCCAAAGUGUUGACUGCAGCACGGAAAUCAGCCCCAUAUUCAAGAAACACUCCCAAGACUAAAAAUACUUCACCUGCCCAAUCUCAAGUGAUGCAAAAUGGGUUAGCCCAAAACACUGACGAUGGUCAACCCAAAAUGUUGACUGCAGCACGGAAAUCAGCCCCAUAUUCAAGAAACACUCCCAAGAAUAAGAACACUUCACCUGCCCAAUCUCAAGUGAUACAAAAUGGUGUACCCCAAAACACUGACGACGUUCAACCCAAACGGUUGAUUGCAGCACGAAAAUCAGCCCCAUAUUCAAGAAACACUCCGAAGAAUAAGAAUACUUUGCCUGCCCAAUCUCAAGUGAUCCAAAAUGGUGUACCUCAAAACACUGACGACGGUCAACCCAAAGUGCUGGCUGCAGCAAGGAAAUCAGCCCCAUAUUCAAGAAACACUCCCAAGACUAUUUCACCUGCCCAGUCUCAGGUGAUACAAAAUGGUUUACCCAAAAGCACGAAUGACGGUCAACCCAAAGUGUGGAUUACAGCGCGGAAGUCGGCCCCAUACUCAAGAAAUUCUCCAAUAAAUAAGAAUACAACCGAUGUAACGGAUAAAGACACUGGACUACAAGAGGCUUGUCCAGCACCAAAGAGUCCUCUAAAUACCAUGUUGGAAAAUGAGCAGGAUUCUCCGGUUAAGACAAGUCCGAUACAAACACCGUACGAUGACGCCAUCAGUAACAAUGCCAAAGAAAAUGGUGAUCUGUCUCAACAAGGUUUCAGGGAAGUUGUGGAUGACGGGUCGUUUAUGCCAAUGAGGAUUACAAGAUCUUUAUCGCCGGCAACUUUGCUUCAAGGAGUACAACGUGCUGCUGUGUUGGGUUUAUUAAAGUCCAAAUCUUUGCAUGCUAAUACAAUAGGUCAAAGGUCACAGGAGCAAGCUGAAAUCAACCUCAACUUCAGAAAUAAAGUUUCUAAAGCAAUAGCUAAGAACAAUAGUGUAGCUAAGUUAAGAUCCCAAACACCAGAGAGUAAAAGUGAAGAUGAGGCGGAUAUCAACAUGGACGACAGCGCAGAUACAAGUCCAGAUUUAGCAGCAACUUCUCUCGAUACCUCACAAGCUGAGUCACAAGAUGUUUUUGAUGAGUACGAUCCACCGAAGUUAAUCAGCAGUAAGGAUCUUGAAGCUCUUGAGCUUAGUAAUAACGACGAGACGAUGGGUUUGGAGAGAUCACCGCCAGAUAUCCUCCCUGCUGAGGAAGUUAUGCAACAACAGACGUACCCCCCGUGUGGCGAUCAAGUCACCUCAGAUCGAGAUAAUCCAACACCAAUACCAGGAACUACCGCCUCCUCCUUAACCCCUCCGCAUGCCCAAGCUGCAGACUUUCCUGUAGGUACUGCCGGCUCCGCUACACCGGAUUCUUCAGCCAUGGAAUCCUCGCCGUCAGAUCAAAGAAAGAAGAAUAAGAGCAAGCCUCGUAGAAACACUCACUUUGGCAUGAAGAGACAUCGCAAUGGAAAACCUGGACACAAAGUCAAUAACUAUGAUUCUGAUUCUACUGAUAUCCAGAGUGAAACUAGUGGUGAACAAGAACCUGGUUCAAAGAAGCAAAGGUCAAGCAGUUCCUCUACGUUGGCCAGCUUAGAAUCAGACGCUGAAUCCACCACUACGACUGAGAUUAUCAAUCAACAAGCCAUCAGUCGUCAUCUUCAGUCUGAGCUACCCUUGUGUUGUUGUCGUAUGGAGCAAGACGGCCCAUCCUCAGUAACGCUAAACACCUGCAGAGCAUUGGAAGUCAUCGGUAACGAGCUCGUUGAGUGUAAAAACAAAAUCAAUUCCAACAAAUUACAUCGACCAUCUUCAAGAGUUCCUUACGGUGCAUUCUGCGUAGAACACAAAACUCUGAUGGUAGACCAUAAAUGUUGUCCUGGCUGCGGAUGUUUUUGUAAUACGGGAGUUGUGAUGGUUUGCAACUCUGACGAGAAAGAUAAACCUCAGCAUCAUUUUCAUCGUGAAUGCAUCUACGGUAUCUCAGGCACCCUGUACUGCCCUCACUGUGGUGAUGCAUCCAAUCUGCGUGAAAUCUCCAUACCAUCUAAUGGCCGAAUCAACGCAAUGCGUAAAAUCCCAAAGUCCAUGAUUCAAAGUGGGAUUGUGAAGUUACCGCAGUCGCUGGUUGAGAAGUUAGUGGGAUCCUCCGAGGCAGAGGAUGAGAACAUGUUACCUAAAGCUCUGGAGGAUCUUCCAGUUGGACCGAGCGCCAGAAUGAGCAUGACUGUGAAGGAGAAACCAACACCAGUGAAUGUCGAAGAUGAAUUCUUUACCUUGCCAUCUAAGAGCAUUACUCUCAAAUCAGGAUCCAUCGUUACAACACAACGAUUGCCACCAGGACCAGGAAGGAAUGUACUAGAGUCUGCCAUGGAAUACCUCCAUACGGAGACACCAAAGAGGAUUCGUUUUUUCCCUAAGAAUGUUUACGCGGCUUCAAGUGAGGGAGAUAUGGCCAAGGUUCUUCAAAUGCUGGCGGAGGGAUUUGACCCCAACUAUCGUUUCCGUUCUCACAACAUGGAGUCCGCUUUACAUCCUGCCGCUGCUAACGGAAACCUAGAGAUUAUUGUAAUCUUACUACAGGCCGGGGCCAAUAUAGAUGCUGAAGAUGAGGACCACAAAACACCACUGAUGUCAGCUGUCGAGAGCAAUCAUAACGACUGCAUGAGGUAUUUGAUCAAACAUGGUGCUACAGUUCAGCAUAAGGAUGAUGAAGGUAUGACUAUUCUUCAUGUAGCAGCCAAGAAUGGUAAUCUAGAGGCAGUCAAAUAUAUCACAUCUCUCAGGAAAAUUAACCCAAAUUCCCAGGACGAUGGAGGUUGGACACCGAUAAUCUGGGCUGCUGAAUAUAAAAUUAUUCCAGUAGUUCAGUUUCUUAUUGAGAGAGGCGCUGAUUCUAACAUCAGAGACAAGGAAGGGAAUUCCGGUCUCCAUUGGGCUGUGUUUUCUGGUGCUGAUGAUGUUGCUGAAAUAUUUAUCAAUCGCCAUGGUGAUGUACACGCACCUAAUGUACAUGGUGACACACCCCUGCAUAUUGCAGCAAGAGAAAACAACUAUGGAUGUGUAACGAUGUUGCUCCUCCGUAAUGCAAGUAUUGAUGUGACUAACAAAGAAGGAGAAACUCCAGUGGAUUGUGCCAAACCUGACACGGACGUCUCUCUGGCUUUACAAGUCAAUCGGAAAAUGAAGGUAGCCAUAGCCAACCGAGCCAUUAGGACCGAGAAAAUCAUCAGCCGCGAUAUCGCACGUGGUUUGGAGGCACUACCCAUUACAGUUGUCAACGCUGUAAAUAACGACCCUAUACCAACUGACUUCCACUAUGUUGCUAAGAGUUGUGAAACAACACCACUCAAUAUCAAUCAUAGCAUCAAGCAGCAACCGAUGUGUACCUGUUUGAAUGAAGAUUGCUCUACUGAUGAUUGUGAGUGCGCCAAUCAGAGCGUACAGUGCUGGUAUGAUCUGGACGGGCUCCUAUUUAAAGACUUUGACUAUCACGAGCCACCUUUGAUCUUUGAGUGUGGACCUGGGUGUCGAUGCCUGAGGACCUGUCGUAAUCGUGUCGUCCAGAAUGGAAUUAGGUGCCAUUUACAACUGUUUCGUACUUCUCAAAUGGGCUGGGGUGUACGGGUCACUCAAGAUAUACCUCAAGGGACGUUUAUAUGCGAAUACGCCGGAGAGCUUAUUUCUGAUGCAGAGGCAGACAAGAGAGAAGAUGAUUCUUAUCUCUUUGAUCUUGAUAACGAGGAGCGUGAGGUGUAUUGUAUCGACGCUCGUUACUAUGGCAACGUUAGUCGUUUUAUAAACCACCUGUGUGAUCCGAACCUCGUACCCGUCCGAGUGUUUAUCGAACAUCGUGAUAUCAGCUUUCCAAGGAUCGCUUUCUUUGCGUCACGUGAUAUCAAGUCGCAGGAAGAACUUGGCUUUGAUUAUGGAGACAAGUUCUGGGCGAUUAAAUCCAAGUUCUUCAGGUGUUGCUGCGGUUCAGUCCAUUGUAAGCACGCUGAGGGUUCGUCUGGAAGCAGUGACCCCGACAGUUGAGAAGCGUCCCCUCACACCAAGAACAAGGUUCCUUUUUACUUCUCUUUUGAUUCUCAUACCAUUUGUUGUCAUUUGUUGUUGAUACCUGAGGUAAACUUCAAGACCAAAUUGAUGUUGACUUUGGUGUGAAGUAGUGAGUGGUUUAUGAAACCCUGGUGAGAUCUCGCUGCACCUUGCAAGAUUGUGACAAUGUCUUCAGUAUUAUACUUGUAUGUGGGAACAUAAUAUACCAAGGAAGGAAAAUCAAAUAUAGUGAAGUUUCACCAAGAGUCCUUCCCAACAUUGAUUUCCUGAUCAUCUUGUUUUGUUGUAAAAAACUAACACACACAUCACAGUGAGGCUGGACACAAAAUAGUCUGGCCCCUCUGAUAUAAAUCAAUGUCAUAGUCAUCUCUGUGAACGAGGUAUCAGGUCAAAGAUGAUAAUCAAAAUGGCCUGUCAACA